Messenger RNA from Penicillium chermesinum, 1473 nucleotides. Its product is annotated as putative MFS transporter. Gene Ontology annotation, cellular component: membrane. Lineage: Eukaryota; Fungi; Ascomycota; Eurotiomycetes; Eurotiales; Aspergillaceae. Gene Ontology annotation, molecular function: transmembrane transporter activity. The transcript has 2 exons. The coding region runs from base 1 to 1473 and encodes 490 amino acids. The record is from RefSeq and is a predicted model, not a curated record. Gene Ontology annotation, biological process: transmembrane transport.
AUGGGUGACGUGAAGAAGUCCAUUCCUGACGUGGAAGAGAAAGAUCUCCAAGUCGGAACCAUCACUGAAUUUGAUGAAGGCGAGGUCUUUCUCCACACGCAUGCCAUCACCCAUGAAAAUAUUCAGCGGCUACUAGACGAUGAGCCCCGUAACAAGGCCUUGAUCCGCAAAGUGGAUCUGAUUCUCUUACCAUUGCUUGCCGGCACCUAUACUCUGCAGUAUAUCGACAAGUCCGCGUUGGCGUACUCUGCGGUAUUCGAUCUGCUAUCCUCGACCCACAUGACGAGCAACCAGUAUAGCUGGCUUGCGAGCAUUUUUUAUUUCGCGUACCUUGUGGCGGAGUAUCCUUGGAAUAUUCUCGCGCAAAAGACAAGAAUCGGUCUGGUUGUGUCCGGCAAUGUGAUCGCAUGGGGCUCAAUGCUCAUGAUCACUGCGGCUUGCAGCUCAUUCGCUGGAAUGGCCGUUUGUCGUUUCCUGCUUGGGCAGCCGUUUCGAGCCGGCGUCUUUUACAGCUGUAACGGGCUUGGUGCUAUGCUCGGUGGCAUUUUAACAUUUGGCAUCGGCCAGAUCAAGACCAUCGCUGUCUGGAGAGCCAUCUACCUCAUCCUCGGCGGGAUAACAGUCCUCUGGGGCCUGCUUAUGCUUGUCUUCCUUCCGAACGAUGUUAUUUCGGCAAAGCGCUUCAGCGUGGAAGAGAAAAGCCUUCUCAUUGGGCGUAAUCGCCUGGGUCGGACGGGAGUGAUCAAUCACCAGAUCAAAUGGUAUCAAAUUCGAGAGGCGCUUGUUGAUCCUCAAGUAUGGAUCUUAUUCUGGUUCACGCUUCUGAACGAGACCAUCAACGGGGGCGUCGCCAAUUUCGGCAAACUCAUCAUCAAGGGCUUAACCCACGAUCCGCUGACCACAGUUGCCUUGGGGAUACCGAUGGGUGCUUUCCAAAUAUUCUUUAUCCUAUCGGGCACAUUCAUCGCUUCUCGUUUCCGGAAUUGCCGUACGAUCGUCAUGCUCGUCUAUCUAUUCCCAACGAUCAUCGGAGCUUCCUUGCUUUGGAAGCUUUCGCACGAAACCCAUAAAGUGGGUGUUCUGUUCGGCUAUUACAUUAUUGGUGCUUAUGUAUGCUCUUUGGUUCUGGCUCUCCAAAUGCCUGCUAGCAACCUAGGAGGAUACACUAAGCGCAGCACUAGUGUCGCCCUCGUCUUCUUGGCUUACUGUGCGGGGAACAUCAUUGGGCCACAUGCCUUUUUGGCGCGGGAGGCUCCUUUAUAUCAGACAGGCUGCAAACUGAUUCUAGCUUGCUCAUCAGCGCAAGCAGUUCUAGCCGUCCUGCUGCGUGUGCUGUUGACUUAUCGCAACAAGAAACGAGAUAGUGCCAGCGAAGGCAAUCUCGAGGCGGUCGCUGCGAACGACGACUUGGCAGACAUGACUGACUUUGAGGUAAGCCACCUUUAUCCGCUGGUAUUCAUGGAGAAAUGCUAA